Messenger RNA from Alligator mississippiensis (American alligator), 1056 nucleotides. Its product is annotated as cystatin-B. The transcript has 4 exons. The record is from RefSeq and is a predicted model, not a curated record. NCBI's taxonomy places the organism in Eukaryota, Metazoa, Chordata, Crocodylia, Alligatoridae. Gene Ontology annotation, molecular function: cysteine-type endopeptidase inhibitor activity. Gene Ontology annotation, cellular component: cytosol. Bases 382 to 789 code for a protein of 135 amino acids.
GUCAGCCAAAUGCCAAGUGCUUCCAUUCCUGCCUGCACUGAUCUCCACGGGAGAGGCUUAUCUUUACAAAGUGUACAUAAUAGGGAGUGCUGGGGCCUGUUUGUCUUCUGCCUCCCCUGGAAGCCCAGAAAACUUUACACACACUGAUAUUUAAAGUGAUUUUUCCCUUUUUACAAUGACUAAUAAUGACAUCUUACACACUUUCUUUAUACCUGUCUUCUCUUUGUCUCCCCUUCUCUGAUUUGGUGAUAGUAAACUCCAUGUGUGUAAGUCAUAUGACUGCUCGACUAUAUAAGAGAUAGUUGACAAUUCUCUGGUCACAUUUGCUCUAGUGCUUUUUCAUCAGAAUUUUCAGACAGCCCAAAGUGGUGACUUGCCACCAUGGAGACUGCUGUAUGUGGAGGGUUAACUCCUACUGAGCCUGCCAUCCCAGAAGUCCAGAAGAUAGCUGAUCAGGUGAAGUCACAGCUGGAAGCAAAAACAGACAAGACCUAUACAGUCUUUAAAGCCAUAAUAUAUAGAACCCAGUUGGUUGGCGGGACUAACUACUUCAUCAAGGUGAAGCCACAGCUGGAAGGAAAAGAAAACAAGACCUAUCAAUGUUUUACAGCCACAGAAUAUAAAUCCCAAGUGGUUGCUGGAACGAACUACUUCAUCAAGGUUCAAGUUGGUGAGAAUGAUUAUGUGCACUUGCGGGUGUUUGUGAGCCUUCCUCAUACAAAUGAAGGAAUAACAUUUACUAGCUAUCAAACCGGCAAAACCGGAGGUGAUCCACUGACCUAUUUUUAAAGCAGUAAUAAGGAUGAUUUCUAUUGCUCUCCCUGAAGGCUGCAAGCUUCCUCUGCCUGUGUAUCAGUGAACAGAUAAAAGUAAAACAAAUAUGAUCUUGACGAAUAAUUUAACACAAAGGUAGUCUUUAUGGCAGCAGUGAUUGCUGCUAAUUUACAAGGGGCCACUGAGGAAAUGUGGCAAUUGUACUCAAAAAAGCAAAAAGCUUAUGCUUGAUACUUUUGGGUAGUAAUACAUGGUGCUAUUUGUUACCAGAUUUACACGUCA